AUCCCGCGGCUUCGGACCCGCCCGGCCCGGACAUGGCGAGCGUCCGGGCCUCCGCGAGAGGCGCGCUGCUGCUUCUGCUGUCCGCGGCGGGGGUCGCGAAGGUGACCGGGGGCCUGGCCCCGGGCAGCGCGGGUGCUGUGUGCUGUAAUCAUUCAAAGGAUAACCAAAUGUGCCGUGAUGUGUGUGAGCAGAUUUUCUCCUCAAAAAGUGAAUCCCGACUGAAACAUCUGUUGCAGAGAGCCCCAGAUUAUUGCCCAGAGACAAUGGUUGAAAUUUGGAGUUGCAUGAACUCAUCUUUGCCAGGUGUAUUUAAGAAGUCGGAUGGCUGGGUUGGCUUAGGCUGCUGUGAGCUAGCCAUUGGCUUGGAGUGCCGCCAGGCAUGCAAGCAGGCAUCUUCAAAGAAUGAUAUUUCCAAAGUUUGCAGGAAAGAAUAUGAGAACGCUCUUUUCAGUUGCAUUAGCAGAAAUGAAAUGGGCUCGGUGUGCUGCAGUUACGCGGGGCAUCACACCAACUGCCGAGAAUUCUGUCAAGCCAUUUUUCGAACAGACUCCUCUCCUGGACCAUCUCAGAUCAAAGCAGUGGAAAAUUAUUGUGCGUCUAUUAGUCCACAGUUGAUACACUGUGUGAACAAUUACACCCAGUCGUAUCCAAUGAGAAACCCAACUGACAGUUUGUACUGCUGUGACAGAGCUGAAGAGCAUGCUUGCCAGAGCGCCUGCAGGAGGAUUCUAACGUCUAAGAAGACAGAAAUGGAGAUUGUGGACGGCCUCAUUGAGGGUUGCAAGACCCAGCCCUUGCCUCAAGAUCCUCUUUGGCAGUGUUUUCUCGAAAGCUCACAGUCAGUUCACCCUGGAGUCACCGUGCACCCUCCUCCCUCAACCGGCCUUGAUGGGGCCAAAUUGCAUUGUUGCUCUAAAGCAAACACCUCAGUGUGUAGGGAAUUGUGCACGAAACUCUACAGCAUGAGCUGGGGAAACACACAGAGCUGGCAGGAGUUUGACCGCAUCUGUGAAUAUAACCCCGGGGAAGUGUCCAUGCUGGCCUGUCUGGCUGAUGUCCGGGAGCCUUGCCAGUUGGGUUGUACAAACCUUACUUACUGUACAAACUUUAACAACAGGCCAACAGAACUUUUCAGGAGCUGCACGGCGCAGUCUGACCAGGGCGCCAUGAGUGACAUGAGGCUGUGGGAGAAGGGCAGCAUAAAGAUGCCCUUCAUCAGCAUCCCCGUCCUGGACAUUAGAACCUGCCAGCCAGACCUGUGGAAGGCCGUCGCCUGCUCCCUGCAGAUCAAGCCGUGCCACAGGAAGUCCCGAGGGAGCAUCAUCUGCAAAUCAGAUUGUGUAGAGAUUCUCAAGAAAUGUGGAGACCAGAAUAAAUUCCCUGAAGCCCACACAGCUGAAAGUAUCUGUGAGUUCCUGUCCCCUGCAGAUGAUGUGGAGAACUGUAUACCUCUGGACACAUACCUCAGGCCAAGUGCUUUAGGCAACAUCAUAGAGGAAGUGACUCAUCCCUGUAAUCCAAAUCCUUGCCCAGCCAAUGAGCUCUGUGAAGUAAACCGAAAGGGGUGUCCGUCUGGAGAUCCCUGCCUUCCGUACUCCUGUGUUCAAGGCUGCAAAUUGGGAGAAGCGUCUGACUUCAUUGUCCGCCAAGGGGCACUGAUCCAGGUGCCAUCCUCUGCAGGGGAAGUUGGUUGUUACAAAAUCUGUUCCUGUGGACAAAGUGGCCUCUUGGAAAACUGCAUGGAAAUGCACUGUAUUGACCUCCAGAAGUCUUGCAUUGUUGGAGGGAAAAGAAAGAGUCAUGGAACAUCCUUUACCAUCGACUGCAAUGUCUGUUCUUGUUUUGCCGGCAAUUUAGUGUGUUCCACCCGUCUGUGCCUCAGUGAGCACAGUUCAGACGAUGACCGCCGCGCCUUCACAGGUCUGCCCUGUAACUGCGCAGAUCAGUUUGUCCCAGUGUGUGCACAGAAUGGACGCACUUACCCCAGUGCCUGCAUCGCUCGCUGUGUGGGUCUCCAGGACCAUCAGUUUGAGUUUGGACCUUGUAUCUCCAAGGAUCCCUGUAAUCCUAACCUCUGCCCCAAAAGCCAAAGAUGUGUGCCCAAACCGCAAGUCUGCCUGACUACUUUUGAUAAAUUUGGAUGUAGCCAGUAUGAGUGCGUGCCCAGACAGCUCACGUGUGACCAGGCCCGAGAUCCUGUGUGUGACACAGAUCAUGUGGAGCACAGCAACCUCUGCACUUUGUACCAAAGAGGAAAAAGCCUGUCCUACAGAGGCCCGUGCCAGCCUUUCUGCAGAACCACGGAGCCUGUUUGUGGGCACAAUGGUGAGACGUACAGCAGUGUGUGCGCUGCCUACUCGGAUCGUGUGGCAGUGGAUUACUAUGGGCGCUGCCAGGCUGUCGGGGUCCUCUCGGAACACAGUGCUGUGACCGAGUGUGCUGCUGUGAAGUGUCCUUCCCUCUCAGCUAUAGGUUGCAAACCCAUCAUUCCACCAGGGGCUUGCUGCCCAUUAUGUGCUGGGAUGCUACGGGUUUUAUUUGACAAAGAAAAGUUGGACACAAUUGCUAAGGUGACAAACAAGAAGCCGAUAACCGUUCUGGAGAUUCUCCAGAAGAUCCGCAUGCACGUGUCUGUGCCGCAGUGCGAUGUGUUCGGGUACUUGAGCAUCGAGUCAGAGAUUGUGAUCCUGAUUAUUCCUGUGGACCAUUAUCCCAAAGCUUUGCAGAUUGAGGCCUGCAAUAAGGAAGCAGAGAAAAUCGAGUCCCUCAUCAACUCCGACAGCCCCACGCUGGCAUCCCACGUCCCGCUGUCCGCCCUCAUCAUCUCCCAGGUGCAGGUGUCCAGCAGUCUCCCGUCAUCCGCUGUUGUGGGCAGGCUUCCUCCCGUCCACUCGUUGCCCCUCUUCCUCAGCCUGGGCCUCACUGUGCACCUGCUCCAGACCUGUCCCUGACCACCCUGCAAAGCCUUCCUCCACCCAGCCGUCCCAGCCUGUGAAAGACAUUCAGGACUGCAAGACGGUGACCAAGCAAAAACACGUGCGGGUCACCUCUUAGCACCACACAGUAUUUUUUAAUCUGCCAAUAUUAGGGGUUUUGCCUUGAUUUUUAAAUGGUAAACUAGACUGCCCCAAUGUAACAGAAGACAACGACGCUCACUGGUGGAUCACUGGGCAGUUUACGAUUGCUCAGUAGAGGACUCCCCUGGCCCAAAGCCAGCUUGCCAUCGCUGAUCAAUACAUGGCCACUUACAGGAGGAGGCCCUGCUUUGUGCCCUAGUCCCCUCAGAGUCCCCGUGAGUGCUGAGGCUGCCGUGUGCUUGUUUCUGUCCGGAAGCUGAGGGCUCAGGAGAAGCCACAGCCGUGACGGAGUGGGAGGAGAGAAACACGGUUGAAGUAUCACUAGUUCAUCAGGGCUGACUCCGUAGAAAUGUAAGGCAGGCUCUAGUGUGUCACAAAAGCACUCAUGUGCCUGUCUCACAACUGGCCCUCUCAGCAGCUGCCCUUCUGUGCCUGUGAUGGGAGUGGCCCCAAGCGAGCGGCCAAGCACCUGUAUCAUGCAGCCUUGGAUUAGCAGAGACACUCGGCAGUACUCCCACGUUCACAGGGUCAGAGGUCAGGCUUUAAACCACUUGCUGCUACUAUGUAAUUGCCAAAAGUAAGGUAACUAGUCGUCCGUGUAGGUAGUACAUGAUAAUUUUAUUCUGAAGGUGAAUAGCCAUAUGUGUAAAUGACAAUCAUGUGUUAGCCAUGCUUCCGUUCAUGAAGACACAUCUGCUCUUAUAAUGUGCGCAGUGUGGAUAUGUGUGUGUCUGACUUUCCUUUUAUAUAGAACUAUAAAGAAUGUGGUUUAUAUAUUUAAAGUGUCAGGCUAAAUAUUAGAAUGUUUGCAUGUUAUCUAAGAAAUUGAAUACUUUGAAUGUUUUACAGUUUGAAAUAAGCUAUUAAUGUAAUACUUCCUGUUUGUAUGCACCUGAACUUAGAUUUUAUAUGAAGUAUUUUUCAGUGUUGUAUGUACCCUCUGAGAUACUCAAUAUGCUUGUCAUACCAAAUGUUGUCGAGCAGUGGGCACUUAGUGCUUUCGGAGGAGCUCAGUGCUGAUGUUCUGUACCUCUGGCAGUUGCCUGUUUCUGUCUAAGUGUCCUCAACAUACUAGACUUUAUUAUAUGUAUAUUCCAAAUAUAGUAUUACAGAAUAUACUAUAUAUAUUCUAUAUAUACAGCAAUAUACUAGAAAGCUUUUCUAUUUUAAUAAAAGUAAUUUUAUAUGAUCA
Molecule: messenger RNA, 4269 nt
Organism: Rattus norvegicus (Norway rat)
Lineage: Eukaryota; Metazoa; Chordata; Mammalia; Rodentia; Muridae
Gene: Reck
Product: reversion-inducing-cysteine-rich protein with kazal motifs
Exons: 21
Coding region: 33-2951 (972 amino acids)
Biological process (GO): regulation of angiogenesis; positive regulation of amyloid-beta formation; regulation of establishment of blood-brain barrier
Cellular component (GO): plasma membrane raft; plasma membrane; Wnt signalosome
Molecular function (GO): coreceptor activity; Wnt-protein binding; metalloendopeptidase inhibitor activity
Source: RefSeq, marked validated